Molecule: messenger RNA, 3771 nt
Organism: Triplophysa dalaica
Lineage: Eukaryota; Metazoa; Chordata; Actinopteri; Cypriniformes; Nemacheilidae
Gene: dner
Product: delta/notch-like EGF repeat containing
Exons: 13
Coding region: 619-3099 (826 amino acids)
Biological process (GO): Notch signaling pathway
Molecular function (GO): calcium ion binding; Notch binding
Source: RefSeq, a predicted model, not a curated record
UCUACUGUAGACUUUAGAAAGAUUGGUUCUCUCUAUAAGGAAAACUGAUAAUGAGAAGAAAAAAAUUGGGAAUGUUAAAUCGUGACAAGUGAUACAGAAUAACGGGUAUAGUGCAGUUGUCAUGGUAACAAGCAGGAGGAGGAAUUGAGGAGAAGAUCAUCAGGAAAGCACAGUGAUGGCGGCUGCUGGUUUGUACCUUAUAAACUAUAAACUACAUCUCACAACAGGCUCACCGUCCCAAAUAUAUUGGAAUAAGUUUGAUAUUGACUUUUUAUCUUCUGCAGAACACAAAAGAAGAUAUUUUGAAAAUGUUGGAAACCAAACAAACCGAAUCUCAUUGACUUCCAUUGUAUAGACACAAACCCACUAAGACAUUUCUCAAAAUAUCUUCUUUGUGUUCCACAGAAGAAAGAGCCACAUACAGGUUUUAAACGACAUGAGGGUGAAUAAAUGAUGUCAGAAUUUUUUGGGUUGUGGAAUGUCUCAUAAUUUAAAAUAUGCACAAUAUCAAUAGUGAUGCUUUUCUGUUAUGUUUUUUAGAAAGGGGAACGGGGAAGGGAAAGGGAAAAUAACCCAGAUUCACCCUGACACGGCAAAAAACAAUAUACAUUAAAACGCAUGCAUGCGUCUUUGAGAGAGGUGGAGUAUGUAAGUGUCGUCACCUGUCGUCACUCUGAACCGGUAACCUCCCCUCCUCUCUUCUUUCCUCCCCGCCUCUCUCUCUCCUCCUCCAAACACGCUCAGACCUUACACUCAAGCAAAUUACCUCACUCACACUCAAGCUGUCGCAAGCAGACGCCUCUAAUCCACACAGCUGCUCUCUACCAGCAUAUGCAGAACAGAGAAACAAGAAGGCGACACAUCUGUACUGCUCUCAUGAAGUGCUACAUACUUCCACUCCUCUUCAUCCUCCGGGUGAGGGGGGGACUCGGGACCCCACUAACGGCCAGUCCCAGCCCCACCGAGACCCCCAGCACGCUGCCGGACCCAUGCGAGGGCAGACCAUGUCUGAACGGUGGCAUUUGUAGUCGGGUGGGAGAGAUUGAGGACGGCACCCAGAUGCAGUUGGAUCUUUGGACUUAUGCUUGCAUCUGCGGCCAGGGGUUUACAGGACAGAACUGUGAGUUUUUUGCAGAUCCCUGUGCCAGCAGCCCCUGUCUCCAUGGCAACUGUAGCCAGGACGGCGAGGGGGAUGGGUUCGUAUGCGAGUGCAGCGAGGGUUACGGCGGCGUCCGAUGUGACCUGCCGACCUUGACCUUUGACCUGUCCGAGUCCACCUGGGACCUCGCCGAGAGCCAGGUGCCGGAACACGCCACUCCCGCCACUCCGGCCACCCCUGCGACCACCACUCAAGUCUUUCAGCCAACCACAGUCCCCACCACUACUCAGGCUCCGCCCACCCUGGAACCGUGGCAAGCCAAGCCAGGUCAAAAGGUGGUGGAGAUAUUGUGGGAGAAUCAACAGAUCACGGAUGAAGCGGAGUGCGUGAGUACCGCCGGAGGAGAGUCUGCCGGCAUGAUGACCGUGUCCAUGGAGGUCGCCGAGGAAACGGCUGUGAAGUUGGUGGGGAACGUGAGCAGCUCUGCUGUGUUGUGGCGUGUAGGUGAAGCUGGUUAUGAGCAGUGCUCUGUUGUUGAUGGCACAAUCAUGUGGUUUCAACAGAGCUCGGAUGGACUGGUUCUACCCGACCAUUCUCUGCCAUUCGGGCACAACUAUUUCAUCAGUGUGCUGCAUGUUGGGACAUCCUCUGGUCCAGAGGUCACUUUGAGGCUGCACCUCAUGGUUAAAACCAACAACUGCAUGGAACCCGGCAGAGGUUUCAGCGACCCACAAUGCUCUGGGAAAGGAAAAUGCAUCACCCAGUCCUCUGUGGACACGUUUUACUGUCAGUGUGGGGAUGGCUAUUCUGGUAUCUUCUGCGAGGAGUUUGACGCGUGCCACGUAUAUCCCUGUGAGAAUAACGCCACCUGUGCUGAUCUCAGACAGAGAGAUGAAGGACAAAACUACACUUGUACCUGCCAACCAGGUUUUGAGGGAGAUCGCUGUCAGUCUUUGGUGGAUCAAUGUGCCUCUGGACCCUGCAGGAAUGGAGCCACUUGUACCGGCAGUCUAGAAGGAGCUCACUGCUAUUGUGCAGAAGGUUAUCAAGGUGCUAUGUGUGAGCAGAAAAUCGACCCCUGUGCUUCUGGGCCCUGUCACAAUAAUGGCAGCUGUUUUCCACAGGGCACUGGUUUGGCCUUCAGCUGCACAUGUCCCGCUGGUUUCACUGGACCCACCUGCGCCCAGCUGGUGGACUUCUGCGCCCUCAAUCCAUGCGCUCACGGCAUCUGCCGCAGCAUUGGUACCAGCUAUAGGUGCCUGUGUGUGCCGGGUUAUCAUGGUCUGUACUGUGAAGAGGAGUAUAAUGAAUGUUUGUCUGCUCCCUGUCAGAACUACGCCACAUGCAGGGAUCUUAUCAAUGCCUACGAGUGCAUCUGCGCUCCCCAGUUCACAGGAAAGCACUGUGAGAUAUAUAAGGACCCCUGUCUGAAACUCAGAUGCCAGAAUGGUGGACGCUGUGAAAGCAGUGGUAGAAAUGCGUCCUGUGUGUGUCCCCCAGGAUACAUGGGCGAGAACUGUGAAGUUGACCUGAAUGAAUGUGAGAGUAACCCUUGUCACCAUGGCGGCACCUGCAUCGACCAAUCAAAUGGCUACACCUGCCACUGCCCACCUGGCUGGGUAGGAGGCAGCUGUGAGAUCCAUUUGCAGUGGAAGAUGUCUCAGCCUGUGGACUCAUUGACCAAUAUGCCUCGUCACUCUCUCUACAUAAUAAUAGGGGCUCUGUGCGUUGCCUUUGUCUUGAUGCUCAUCAUCCUCAUCGUCGGCAUCUGUCGCAUCAGUCGGAUCGAGUACCAGGGCUCGUCCCGUCAUGCCUACCAUGAGUUUUACAACUGCCGCAGCAUCGACAGUGAUUUCAGUAAUGCUAUCGCUUCCAUUCGCCAUGCAAGGUUUGGAAAGAAAUCCAGACCAGCGAUGUAUGACGCCACUCCUAUCAGCUAUGAAGACUACAGUCCAGAUGACAAGCCCCUCGUCGCACUCAUUAAAACAAAAGAUUUGUGAAGCAAUACACUUUAAACACACACAAACACGUAUAUACACUAUAUAUAUAUCACACACAGGCACUGUUCCAGCCUUUGAAAUGAGCCAAUAAUUCAGCAUUUAUGUCCAGAAAAUAAUUUAAAUCAAAAAUCAAAACCCAACAUAAAACUUUUGAUAUAUUUUACCAUAGUAACACACUGAGCUUUUGGUGCUUUAUAUCAGUACGAUUUUAUUCAUCAAGCACCUAGAGUGCAUCACAGAUUUAGUGUAAACCGGAGACAAACGUGUUUUGUUUGCUGACGCAAAUAUUUUGUGGAAUGUGAGUAGAUGAAUACCAAGCUACAUGCCGAGGGAUUUCACCAACUAGAUCACAAAUACGAUAGCAGCAGUGCAGCUGUAGAAUUAGAUAUAAUAGCUCUCUUCGUACAGUGAUAUUGUAACUUUAUACAGGAGAAAAACAAAAGAUAAGAUGAUGUAGCUUGCCUUAACCGAAGCAUGGAUAGAAUCAAUGGUUAUCACAUUUCUCUUUAACCUUCUGUACAUUGUUGUUAACAGUUGAUUUCUUAUUGUUCCUUGUGGUCUCCUCUGUGUCUGGUGAUAGCAAAAGUCUAAAUACACCAGUGCUAAUGCUUUUAUAAGUAAUAUUCGGUUGUGACAUUUCACUGAGUAAUAAAAUAGGAAUUCUGCUCUGUA